Messenger RNA from Trichechus manatus latirostris (Florida manatee), 2569 nucleotides. RefSeq names its product CCAAT enhancer binding protein alpha (gene CEBPA). The record is from RefSeq and is a predicted model, not a curated record. Lineage: Eukaryota; Metazoa; Chordata; Mammalia; Sirenia; Trichechidae. The coding region runs from base 108 to 1166 and encodes 352 amino acids. Gene Ontology annotation, biological process: regulation of transcription by RNA polymerase II; DNA-templated transcription. The transcript has a single exon. Gene Ontology annotation, molecular function: RNA polymerase II cis-regulatory region sequence-specific DNA binding; DNA-binding transcription factor activity, RNA polymerase II-specific.
GCGCGGGCGCGAGCUACCGGGGCUUCGGGUUGGCGGCGGCGGCAGCGGCGUCCCGCGCAGGCUGGGGCCGCCGAGGCUCGCCAUGCCGGCAGGACUCUAGCUCCCCUAUGGAGUCAGCCGACUUCUACGAGGCGGAGCCGCGGCCCCCGAUGAGCAGCCACCUCCAGAGCCCCCCGCACGCGCCCAGCAGCGCCGCCUUCGGCUUUCCCCAAGGCGCGGGCCCCGCGCAGCCUCUCCCCCCACCUGCCGCCCCGGAGCCGCUGGGCGGCAUCUGCGAACACGAGACGUCUAUCGACAUCAGUGCCUACAUCGACCCGGCCGCCUUCAACGACGAGUUCCUGGCCGACCUGUUCCAGCACAGCCGGCAGCAGGAGAAGGCCAAGGCAGCCGCGGCCCCCGCGGGCGGCGGCAGCGACUUCGACUACCCCGGCGCCCCGGCGGGCUCCGGCGGCUCUGUCAUGCCCGGCGGGGCGCACGGCCCCCUUCCUGGCUACGGCUGCGCGGCGGCCGGCUACCUGGACGGCAGGCUGGAACCUCUGUACGAGCGCGUCGGGGCGCCGGCGCUGCGGCCGCUGGUGAUCAAGCAGGAGCCGCGCGAGGAGGACGAGGCGAAGCAGCUGGCGCUGGCCGGCCUCUUCCCCUACCAGCCGCCGCCGCCGCCGCCGCCGCACCCGCACCCGCCGUCCGCGCACCUGGCCGCCCCGCACCUGCAGUUCCAGAUCGCGCACUGCGGCCAGACCACCAUGCACCUGCAGCCUGGCCACCCCACGCCGCCACCUACACCCGUGCCCAGCCCGCACCCAGCGCCUGCGCUUGGCGCCGCCGGCCUGCCAGGCCCAGGCGGCACGCUCAAGGGGCUGGCGGCCGCGCACCCAGACCUUCGCGGGAGCGGCGGCGGCGCGGGCAAGGCGAAGAAGUCGGUAGACAAGAACAGCAACGAAUACAGGGUUCGGCGCGAGCGCAACAACAUCGCGGUGCGCAAGAGCCGCGACAAGGCCAAGCAGCGCAACGUGGAGACGCAGCAGAAGGUGCUGGAGCUGACCAGUGACAAUGACCGCCUGCGCAAGCGGGUGGAACAGCUGAGUCGCGAACUGGACACGCUGCGGGGCAUCUUCCGCCAGCUGCCUGAAAGCUCCCUGGUCAAGGCCAUGGGCAACUGCGCGUGAGGCGCCGCGGCGGGACCGCCCUGGGCCGGCCCCUGGCGGGGACCUGGGGAGUGGUUUCGGGUCGCCGGAUCUCGAGGCUGCCCAAGCCUCGCAAGCCAGGACUAGGAGAUCCCUGAAUGCCUGGCCUGUCCCGCGUGUCCCCGCCCUUCCUCUGCGCUGGACUCGGCGCCUCUGAGAUGAGGGGCCAGGCAGUGGCUUCUCCCUGGGAGAGGGGAGAAGCGCACUGGGGCUGAGCCGGGAGCCCGGCAACUCUAGUAUUAAGGAAUAACCUUGUGCCUUGGAAACGCAAACUCACCGCUCCAAUUCCUACCGAGUAGGGGGAGCAAAUAUGUGCCUUGCCAUUUUAUUUGGAGGGUUCCUGCCUCCUUCCUGAGGCUGCAGCAAGCCCCCAUGAGAGAAGAAAGGGUGGAGACCCACGCAGGAGGAAAGUUCAGGUAGCUGAUCCUACCAGGCGAGUUCUCUGCACCUCUCCUUGCAGGGGAAGAAACACAGGGACUGGGAGCUUUGAACCCGAGGUUGCUCCCCUAGGUCUGCAGGAAGGAGAGGGUCCCUAGUCCCUCGCCUCUCCCCUCCAAGCCUGCAACAGGCUGGGCUUCCCCUGGCCGACUCACUGAGAUGGGGGUCACCAGGUGAACGCUGGGAGUACCCCCUCCCCAAGCCAGACCAGAAAGCUAGGCCAUAGGUUAGCCAUAAGGACAUGUGUCCAUGGGAGUGGUGGCCUGGUGGAAGAGAGGAACUAGAGUUCUUGUCUGGGGCUGGGGGGGCGGGUGGUGGUGGUGAAGGGACACUGGGAGCAUCGCCUUGUCCCUUCUGUGUGUCACCAGCUUGCUAUAGAAACAUGAAGGACAAUCAGUCCAUCCCAGAGGGACCGGAGUUACAAGAAGGUUUCCAGAUAUUUUGCUUCAUCAGCCGAUAUCAACGCAUGUGUCUGGCCUCUCUGUGUCCCAGAGGUGCCUUGUGCAAUGUGAAUGUGCAAGUCUCUGCUAAACCACCAUUUUAUUUGGUUUUUGUUUUGUUUUGGUUUUGCUCAGAUACUUGCCAAAAUGAGACUCUUGGUCCGCAGUGUGGGGGAGGGUCCGAGGCUCUCUUUCCUUUUGGUUUUGGAAUUGCUUUUGCUCCAGUGGGACCAAGGAGGUGAGGUGGGCUUCCCCCUCCCCCUCAGCUUUCUCUGGGGGUGGUUGUGGGCCUCGGUCCCCUCCAGCCCAAGCUGCCCACAGGAUUGGCCCCCCAGAGGCCCUGGCUCCAGGUCUGGAAAGGAGGCGGCUCCUAGCCAACAUGCAGCCGGGAACACAGUUGCUGGGGGCCAGGGCAGGAAAGGACAGUUUGAGUCUCGUGUUUUUGGGAGAUCAUAGAGUUUCAUGCUAGGGGUUUUAUGUAUUAUAUCUAUAAUAUAAACGUAUCAA